AUGUCAUUGGUGCAACACCUCCUCGCUUCGGACCCCGCGUCCUACGCCCGCGCAACCCGCUCCCGCUUCCUCGGCGCCGCCGCAAAUGGCACCCUCCCCAGGGAUGUCCUCGGCCGCUGGCUCGCCAACGACCGGUUGUACAUCCACGCCUACAUCAAGGGCGUCGGCCGCCUCCUCGAUGCGCUGGACCUGCCCGACCUCGCCUCCACCACCCCGGAGCCCCCAGCGGCAGAGAAGCUCCUACAAUGGCUCAUCGACGCCCUUGUCAACGUCCGCCGCGAGGAGCGAUUCUUCGUCGAGACGGCGGCUCGUUUCGGCAUUGAGGUGAACCUUCCGGCCUCCCAGGACGGCGUUGUCGUCCAAGACGAAAAGCUCGACGGCCUAAGGCGCUUUGAAAAGCUGUUUGGCGGGCUGAGCAAGGGCCCUGAACCGCUCGGCUGGUUGGAGGGUGCGGUAUUGUUGUACGCUACGGAAAAGUGCUACCUUGACGCCUGGUCCGGUGCCAGGGACGGACUGGACGCAUCUGCAGAUGGCAGUCGGGACGCGGACGGCGGUGCGCUGAGGAAGGAGUUUGUUCCCAACUGGAGCAGCGAUGAGUUCAGGGCUUUUGUGGACGAGCUAGGGACCAUUAUCGAUCAAGGAUAUGAGGACGUAGUCCAGAGAGGAGAGGGGGAGGCCAAGGACCAUUUACGAGAGCGUGCGCUGAGGGUUUGGAAGGAGGUUGUGCUUGCUGAGGAAACGUUCUGGCCGGCUUUGAACUAA
Molecule: messenger RNA, 762 nt
Organism: Colletotrichum spaethianum
Lineage: Eukaryota; Fungi; Ascomycota; Sordariomycetes; Glomerellales; Glomerellaceae
Exons: 1
Coding region: 1-762 (253 amino acids)
Source: RefSeq, a predicted model, not a curated record